This is a messenger RNA of Phytomonas sp. EM1, 1149 nucleotides long. NCBI's taxonomy places the organism in Eukaryota, Euglenozoa, Kinetoplastea, Trypanosomatida, Trypanosomatidae. The record is from the annotation of a GenBank genome assembly.
AUGCAGGUAGUUAGUGAUUCUCAAAGGAAGUCGUCCAAGGGACGACUAAAAGUCGAAAAGCGUAUUAUUAGCUUCGUUUAUCUUUGCACGGGUAUACAAUUAUUAAUGGUGUUUGCUUUCAUUGUUAAAGUUACCCUAGGUGUUAACCGUACAUUUCAACAUUCGAUAUUCUCUAACAACGACUAUGCCCUCAAUCCUGUCCUAAUUUAUAAGACCAAAACCUGUAACUACACGACUGUGGACGACUUACAGGCAUUUAACGGUGUAUCUAUAACGCUAAACGCUGAAAACGCCAACAUCGUUUUUGCUGACCAUGCGCUUGAGAUGAAGUCACUAUUCGUUUUGGGCCUAAUUACCAUGGCCUUCGGUAUUAUAAAUCGGAUUUGCAUUGAUAUAGCUUUUUUUUCCCUAAAGUUUCGCAAUAUGGAUAUCAAAAAGGACAUUUUCUCAGCGACGGAGCUCCUUCUACUUACGUACUUGGCACAGGCGGCUGCCUUUUCCGAACCACGAUCAGCUCUGCUUAGGAAUUAUCUCCACAAUUGUGGGGUGACUUCGGAGAAGUAUCUGCCUUGGGUAUCGGUUUCUGGGUUAUAUGUGGUCGUUGCGACUGGAUAUUUUACCUAUUUGGUAACACUAAUAAUCUACUUGAGGAAUACUUUACCGAAAUACGGUACCAUGACACCUGAGGAAAUCGAGGAGUACAAGGCCUGGUUACGCCUGCGCAAAGCUGAGGCUGAGCAGUCACGGAUCUUCAUUGAACAAGCCAAGAGGGCUCACGCCCGGAUGUUUCUUUUGCGUAACAGCACUAUGCCAACGGAUUCGUCAAAUUUACGUAACAACCUCCUUCAUCAACCGAUACCCAUGAACUCGUCCAUGCCGAUCUACGUGCCUCCUAUGACUUCGGAAAAUGUGAGCAUUGCAGAAACGGGUUUAGUGCAUCCGCAUUAUGAUAUUUACUCCAACCCAGGUUCGGCUCAAAAUUUACCACCACCACAAAUGUUUGGUGCUCAAUCGGAUUUCCUAAAUUAUGCUGAUACUUCAUAUACUUCAUAUUUGCACCAGCCUGGAGUGAUUAAUAACACUUCUGGCGAAUUUCCUCGGUCAUCUGCUUCCAACACUCAGCGUCAGCGUAAUACUCCCCCCCGAUAG